This is a messenger RNA of Phyllotreta striolata, 1029 nucleotides long. The record is from the annotation of a GenBank genome assembly. Lineage: Eukaryota; Metazoa; Arthropoda; Insecta; Coleoptera; Chrysomelidae.
UUGAAAUCAGCAACGUGUAAUAGACGAACAUGAGGUUGUUUUAUAUAACGAUUCUGUCCUGCGCGAUCGUCGCCCAAGCGGAAAAGCCUAAAGGGAAAAGGACCACGGUGGACACCCACCAAGGUUUCUCGCCUCAAUACAGCCAGGCCCAGUACCAACAGGCUGCCAGAGAACAACCUGAAUAUUUGACCCAAUCGCUCCAACAAUACUACCAACAACCUGAGGCUACCCAGGCUCAGGCUGUAGCCUAUCAACCAUCGCCUAAAUUCGCCGCUGCUUCUGCCGCGCAAUCUCCAAAGUACACAUACACGCAACAACCGAAGCAACAAGUCCACUAUUCCUCAGCUGCGGACGUAUCGAGCUUCAGCUACUCCAGCCCGGUGGUAUCCUACAACAACUUAGGACUCCUGCAGCAAUUAGCGGGCAAAGGAGCAUCGUCGCAAGACGUUCCGGUGUCCUACACACCAUCGGCCCAACCGUCCAAACAACAGUACCAACCGCAACCGAAAUUGCAGUACGUUUCGGCGCCCAAAGUCCAGUACACCUCCGCUCCCGUGCAGUACUCCGCGCCCGCGAAGCCCCAGUACAAAACCCAACCGGCCGCGGUGGCCGUAAACGCCUACAGCGCCUCGAACGCGGCCCCCAACUACGAGGAGAUCUACCAGCAGAUCGCGCAGAAGGCCAGCUACGCGGCGCCCGAGCAACAGCCGCAGGCGUACUCGCCCCAGCAGAAGUUCGUGUACACGCAGGCGGAUCCCCGGUUGGUGUACCAGCUGGCCAAGGGCCAGCAGCCCGGCCAGGAGGAGGCCUACUCGGCGGCGCCGUCGCAGCAGUACUCGUUCCAGCUGCCCCAGGAGGUGGAGAACCAGCACCAGCAGCACCAGCAGUUGGUCUACGCGCAGCCGGCGCAGGCGCAACAGCACCAGUAUUAUACUGUGGGAGCUCAGAGCGCUCAGAGCGCUCAGGCGAAAGGAAACGUGCAGUACGCUUGAGGUUAAUGUAGGAAUUAUUUAUUUUGUUUUAUCUUUA